Molecule: messenger RNA, 2763 nt
Organism: Schistosoma turkestanicum
Lineage: Eukaryota; Metazoa; Platyhelminthes; Trematoda; Strigeidida; Schistosomatidae
Source: the annotation of a GenBank genome assembly
GAGCAUGUUUUGUUUAAUCCGCGGGAGGAGACGUAACACAUUCUUCUGCUCAUUUAGUUGUUAUGACUGACGCUGGUUUCUUUAAGGGUACAAGUGCUGAGCAAGAUGCCAGAUUCGCAGAUAAAAAGAAAAAGUUGAUGAAAACUAUGAAAUUCGGCGAGAAUUUGGCUCAAAAGGCAUGAGCUCUAUUUGUUAUAUAUUUUCAGGUUGACAUGUCCAAAAUUAAUUUGGAGUCCAUAAGACCUUGGAUUGUCAAACGUAUAACGGAGCUUCUAAACUUUGAGGAUGAAGUCGUCUGUGACUACAUUUUCAACCAGCUAGAGGAGCGCCAUCCAGAUCCAAAGGAAAUCCAGAUUAAUAUAACGGGAUUUCUAAACAGCAAAAAUGCACGAGUGUUUCUCUCCGAACUUUGGGAUUUAUUGCUAUCAGCUAUGCAGACUUCAGAUGGCGUCCCAGCAGUUUUUCUGGAGGCUAAGAAAGAAGAGAUCGCAAAGCGUCAGGAGGAUGAAAAGCUUUUACAUGAAAUGCGACGGAAGGAAAAUGAGAUUGUUCAGAAAGGAGCUAGUCGAACAUCGAAUCUGAAUUCUGAACAAAUGGAUAAUCAGAAGCGCGUUUUGUCUACCAAAAGCAAUGGAAUGGCAGAAUCUGAGGAAUCGAAAACUUUCGCUAAUCGUAAUCGUUCUACUUCACGAACAUCAUCACCAACUGCUGCUCAACCAUCUACAAAUAAUACAGAAAGUUGUGAAAAGCCUGAUAAAAUAAACAGUCGUACUGCUCACCGAGAUGAUUCGAGUUCAUCACGUUCCCCUGAGGGACACCGUCGCCGUCGUCAUCAUCGCCAUUCUCCGGAAAGAUAUAUGGUUGAUGCAAAACGUCGUAGAUCACGUUCACGCUCUCAUCAUCGUCGUCGACGUUCUAAAUCUCGUUCCAAAUUGGAACAGAAACCGAAAUCACCGGCUACAGACUGGAGAAAAGAUUUGAUGGCUGGUAGACGUCGUAGUCCACCGGAAAUGCCAGAGAGUAGUUAUUAUGAAAAUGAAAAACGUUCCAAAGGUCAUAAACGUUCUAAAAAGCAUGACAAACAAAGACAUGACAAUAGUCAUUCACACAAAUCGCACAAAAGAUCUCCAUCUCAUAACACUGACCAUCAUCGAUCUCGUAAGCAUACGCAUGAUACAGGAUCUCGACAUCGUAGCAUGAUGGAAGUCAGUGAACGAGAACAAAGAUCAGGUUAUUUAGAACAGUCACGAAAGGAUAGUUAUGCUGAAAACUAUAGAAAAUAUGAAGGUCCUGACCUGCCUGGUCAUUAUGAUUAUCGUUCAAAUAGUAGAUACAGACACGAUGCUGAAUCAUCGCAUGGUCGUAACGCUGCAAGUCCGGAAUCAAGCCGCAUGCGCGAUAGAGAACCCGACUGGUCUCACAGAGAUCAUGGUCAUCGACAUAAUCAUCAGCUUGAUCAUACAAAACGACGGGAGACAUCAUCUGGACAUGGAAAUUUUUCCCUGGAUAGGCGUCAUUAUCACCGUCUACCAAGUCCUGAAGGACCAUUACUACCUCCAAAUAUUUCUAAAAGACCUUCGGAUUCCAGAAUCAACGAAGGUGUCACUAGUAAGCGUGCAAAACGUAAGGCAUCGGCUUCGUCGAGCAGCAGCUCAUCAAGCAGCAGCAGCAGUAGCAGCAGCUCUAGUAGUAGUAGUAGUAGCAGUAGUGGGAGCUCUUCUAGUAGCAGUGAUAGUGAAAGCGAGGGAAAUGAAGAGAAACCUAAAAUGCCAUCAGUUGAAACUAUCAAGCAAGAGCCCACUCAUGAAGGUCCUGCACUUCCUCCAGAGCCAGAAGUAUCUCAACCUGAAGGACCUGCUCUUCCGCCGGAAGUGGAACUCGCUGUGGAGUGGUCAGAAAACCCAGCCAAUUCCGGGUCUACAUCCCCAAGUUCAGCCAGUUCAGAAUCUAGUGGUGGUGAUGAACACAGUGAAGAAUCAAGUUCAAGUGAUAGUGACAGCGGCGACGGCGGCAGCAGCGGUGGCACUAGUAGUGGUACCAGUAGUAGCAGUAGCAGUGAAAGUGAUGCAGAAACUAACAAAAAACCUAAAAAAUCCAAACGAAAUGGUAAACAACCUAAAAGUCCUGAAAAUCAUAUCUGUCCUGAAGGUCCUGCUUUACCUCCUAUUCCUAGUUCUAAUUCACAUAAGAAAGUAGUCGAUCAUCAUGAAUCAGUAUCAGUUGAAGAAGUUUUACGUCGACGAGCUUUAGAAUCGCUGCUUCGAAGUUCACAAAAACAUCGUAGUUCUCCUUAGUAAUAAAUGAAGGAGAAUAAUCAUAAUCAUACAAAAAAAACGAUCGAUUUUUUGUUGAUUCAUGCAUCUAUUGUCAUGAUUAUUUUCCUCCUUUUUUUUCUUGUUAAAUUAUUAUAUUUUUACUUGAGACUUGUUGUUUAAAACAACAAACACACUAUUGUAAUUGUAAUCAACCAUACUAGGAGGUCAUUUACUUGAAUAUAAUUUGUCAAUGUGAUCAAUGAUGAUAUAUACAUAUACUUAUACGUACAUACAUAUACAUACAUACCUAUUCAUGAUGAUCAACCAAAAGCAUUGUCAACUUUCUUUUAACAGCAGCCUUUUUGUAUAAAAUAAAUACACGAAAAAUUGUUUGUUAUUUGUGUUAAUAUGAAAUUUGCAAAAUUGUAUUAUGACAAAUUUUUAUCAUUGUUCCAUGUCUAUCUACAUAACUGAAACAAAGUUGCCAAAAAAUAUAUAUAUAUAUAUA